Messenger RNA from Penicillium waksmanii, 936 nucleotides. RefSeq names its product NAD(P)-dependent oxidoreductase. Gene Ontology annotation, molecular function: NAD binding; NADP binding; oxidoreductase activity, acting on the CH-OH group of donors, NAD or NADP as acceptor. The coding region runs from base 1 to 936 and encodes 311 amino acids. Lineage: Eukaryota; Fungi; Ascomycota; Eurotiomycetes; Eurotiales; Aspergillaceae. The transcript is spliced from 5 exons. The record is from RefSeq and is a predicted model, not a curated record.
AUGACUCAAAUCGGCUGGUAUGGCCUCGGGUCCAUGGGCCUGGCUAUGGCCAACAAUCUGCAGCGGCACCUGGCAGCGAAGAAGGCCCUCAGUCUGCUGUACACCAAUCGCACCAUGGCGCGCGGCCAACCGCUGCAGUCUAUUGGUGGAAUCGCUGUGCCUGGGUUUAACGAUCUGGUGGCUCACAGCAAGAUUAUCUUCACUAUGGUCUCCAAUGACAUGGUUCUUGAGAGCCUAGUAUCCUCCGCCCUCGGAUCAGGGCAUACCCUCAAGGACAAGAUCUUCGUAGACUGCUCAACCGUUCACCCGGAUACAGUGAGCUCUGCAGCCGCGCUGCUGAAAGACCAACAAGCCGCUUUUGUCUCGGCUCCUGUCUUUGGGGGAAACCCAAUCGCCGUGGAUGGCAAGCUGGUCUUUGCCAUUGGCGGUCCUAAGAGUGCUACUGAGGUCGUGAAGCCCCUUAUCCAGGACAUCAUGGGCCGACGUGUGAUCGAGUGCGGAGAAGACCCGGCGAAGUCUUCCUUGCUGAAAAUUGCUGGAAACAUUGUCACUGUCAACAUGAUGGAAGCUGUUGGCGAGGCCCAGGUAUUCGCCGAGAAGACCGGCCUCGGAACUGGCCCCAUGGAGGAGCUGAUUGCCGAGGCCUUUGGCCCUGUUGCUGGCGGAUAUUCGAAGAGAUUGACGACUGGUGCAUAUGCCCCGUCCCUGGAUUCUCGUCCUGGAUUCGGCGUGUCAUUGGCUAUCAAGGAUGCUAAGCAUGCAAUGGACAUGGCUCAGGAAUUCGGUGUCAAUCUCCCUGGCCUCGAGCUGGCUCGUGGUAACAUGGAAGCCGCUAGAGAGUAUGCUGGUGAAUGCCUUGACAGCAGCUCGAUGUAUGGUACCCUCCGUCAGCAAUCGGGACUCGAAUUCUGGAACGAGAAGAGCAGAAAGGAGUAG